GAGGCUUGGUAGAACAGGAGCCGGCAGGCAGCGAAGUUCUCGUGCCCUGCAGACAGAUGCGAGCAGGCAUAGGGGGUGCUCCAACCUGAGCUGGGGUGAAGCUUCUGAAGAGGACAAGACGGCGACUGCGAGAUGCAGGCGGAGGAGCCGCGCGCCCCGGGCGCGCCCCAGGAUCCAGGCGCUCCGGAGAGAGGCCCGCGCCCCCGGUUCCCCGAGCCGCGCCUGUCGGGCCAGCUGCUGCCCGAACUCUACGGCUUCGUGGCGCGCGUGCUCUUCUACCUGGCGCCCGUCUACCUGGCGGGCUACCUGGGGCUCAGCAUCACCUGGCUGCUGCUCGGCGCCCUGCUCUGGAUGUGGUGGCGCCGGAACCGCCGCGGGAAGCUGGGGCGCCUGGAGGCCGCCUUCGAAUUCCUGGAGCACGAGAGAGAGUUCAUCAGCCGCGAGCUGCGGGGCCAGCACCUGCCGGCCUGGAUUCACUUCCCGGAUGUGGAACGUGUGGAGUGGGCCAAUAAGAUCAUCACGCAGAUCUGGCCCUACCUAAGUAUGAUCAUGGAGAACAAGGUUCGGGAGAAGCUGGAGCCCAAGAUCCGGGAGAAGAGUGCCCACCUCAGGACCUUCACCUUCACCAAGCUCUACUUUGGACAGAAGUGCCCCAAGGUGAACGGUGUCAAGGCACACAUUGACAAAAGCAACCGGAGGAAAGUGACCCUGGACCUGCAGAUCUGCUACAUCGGGGACUGUGAGAUCAGUGUGGAGCUUCAGAAGAUCCGAGCAGGCGUCAAUGGCAUCCAGUUGCAGGGCACCCUACGUAUCAUUCUAGAGCCCCUGCUGGUGGACAAGCCCUUCGUGGGAGCCGUGACCGUGUUCUUCCUGCAGAAGCCGCACCUGCAGAUCAACUGGACAGGCUUGACCAACCUGCUGGACAUGCCGGGUAUCAAUGACAUAUCAGACAGCCUGCUGGAGGACCUCAUCGCUGCCCACCUGGUGCUGCCCAACCGUGUGACUGUGCCCGUGAAGAAGGGGAUGGAUGUAACCAACCUGCGCUUCCCUAUGCCCUGUGGUGUGAUCAGAGUCCAUUUGCUGGAGGCUGAGAAGCUGGUGCAGAAGGACAAUUUCCUAGGGCUCGGAGGCAAGUCAGACCCCUACGCCAAAGUGAGCAUUGGCCUGCAGCACUGCCGGAGCAGGACCAUCUACAAGAACCUGAACCCCAUCUGGAAUGAAGUGUUUGAGUUCAUGGUGUAUGAAGUGCCUGGGCAGGACCUGGAGGUGGACCUGUAUGACGAGGACACUGACAAGGAUGACUUCCUGGGCAGCCUGCAGAUCUGCCUCGGCGAUGUCAUGACGAACAGAGUGGUGGAUGAGUGGUUUGUCCUGAAUGACACAACCAGCGGGAGGCUGCACCUGCGGCUGGAGUGGCUUUCCCUGCUCACUGACCAGGAAGCGCUGAUGGAGGACCACAGUGGCCUCUCCACCGCCAUCCUCGUGGUCUACUUAGAAAAUGCCUGCAACCUGCCGAGAAACCCUUUUGACUACCUGAAUGGUGAAUAUCGAGCCAAAAAACUCUCCAGGUUUGCCAAGAAUAAGGCCAGCAGAGACCCUUCUUCAUAUGUGAAGCUAUCUGUAGGCAAGAAGACCUUUACAAGUAAGACCUGUCCCCACAGCAAGGACCCUGUGUGGAGCCAGGUGUUCCCCUUCUUCGUGCACAGUGUGGCAGCUGAGCAGCUCUGCCUGAAGGUGCUGGAUGACGACCUGGAGUGUGCUCUGGGGGUGCUGGAGUUUCCCCUGUGCCAGAUCCUCCCCUGUGCUGACCUCACCCUUGAGCAGCGCUUCCAGCUGGAUCACUCAGGCCUGGACAGCCUCAUCUCCAUGAAGCUGGUGCUUCGGUUCUUACGAGUGGAGGAACGAGAGCUGGGAAGCCCAUACACUGGACCCGAAGCUCUAAAGAAAGGGCCUCUGUUCAUCAAGAAGGUGGCCACCAGCCAAGGUCACAAAGCUCCACCCCAGGAAAAAGGCCCUGAAGAUGUGACCUGCGCCUCAGACCCUGCCUCUGACAUCAAGGGAGCCUCCAAGGGCACUGAUGCCGCCAUUGUUGCCACCCCAGCCCCUGAGCCUCAGCCCCAAGAGACAGGCUUGGAGCCCAAAGGCAAGGACAGUGCCAAAGAGCCCUGUGAGCCCACGGGGAAGAAGAGGAGCUCAACUACCAUCUUUCUGACUGUCCCAGGCCCCCACUCUCCAGGGCCUAUCAAGUCACCCAGACCCAUGAGCCGCCCUGCCCUCCCAUUCGUAUGGCCACCCACGAGGGUGGCUCCCAGCAUGUCAUCACUCAACUCCCUGGCCUCUUCCUGCUUUGACCUGGCAGAUGUCAGCCUCGACAUUGAAAACGGGGAUCCCAGGCAGCGACGGCUGGGUGAGAUUCAGCUUACGGUGCGCUAUGUGUGUCUUCGACACUGUCUGAGGGUGCUAGUCAACGGCUGCAGGAACCUGACACCAUGUACCAGCAGCGGAGCUGACCCCUAUGUUCGCAUCUACCUGUUGCCAGAAAGGAGAUGGGCAAGCCGAAAGAAGACCUCAAUAAAGCGGAAGACCCUGGAGCCCCUGUUUGAUGAGACGUUUGAAUUUUUUGUUCCCAUGGAAGAAGUACAGAAGAGGUCAUUGGAUGUAGCCGUGAAGAAUAGUAGGCCUCUUGGCUCACAUAGAAGGAAGGAGUUGGGAAAAGUGCUGAUUGACUUAUCAAAAGAAGAUCUGAUUAAGGGCUUUUCACAGUGGUAUGAACUGACUCGAGAUGGACAGCCCAGAAGCCAAUGAUGGAUGAGCUGUUAUCACCAAUAUGUUAGAAAGAGUAAUAUGUGCAUUUUGUCAUUUAAAUCAGAACACACAUUUGAUGGGAGUGUGAACUGUAUGAGCUCUGCAUGACUGGAUAGUAGAGCAAGAGCUAUUUCUGUUAAUUUGAUUAAUUCAAAUCCACAAAGAGACUGUGGUAUUUGUAUUUAAUGAGGCACCAAGACCUCAGUAGUGACUUUUCACUUUGGUGAUUGUUUAGGCCUUGCCUGAAAGUAUGCAAGAGAAAAUGCCCUGUCCCCAACACGGGGUUGGUGGGGCUCUGUUUAGAGCAGCUACCAGCAUUCUUGGGCAGUUUCUGACCAAAGGAAGGUAUUCUUUUGUGGAAAUAAAAAGUGGCCAAAAUUAAAACCAGAGCUAACACUGCUGGAGACCUUCUAGGUGCUGCCUGAUGCUUGGAAGCCUAGCAUUUGCCCUAGUUCUGAUCUGGAGCUACAGUGUAUUUCCCACUGUGUUAGAGUGUUAGAGUGAUAUCCUUAAGUAUACCGAGUUAAAUGCUCUGGGAAAGCCUAGGGACAAACCUCUGGCAUGUGACAUUAUUUCCACAGGAAGAAUUAAGCCCAGUCCCAAGUCUACGUCUGAACUCUGGGUGCUUGAGGCUGCAGAACAGUCACUUCCUAGGAGGAAGGGGCUUUCUGUAUUUCUCUUAGACAAGUUUGGGACUUAGUCCUGCUGUUCCGACAAAAAGAUGGGUCACCCAAAUACACAUGUUAAAAGGAAAAUAUGUAAAUUGUAUAUUUAAACAAGUGCCUUUUACACAUUUCAGUUUGUAAGACCAAAUAGACUUUUUGUUCUCUGAUGUUUCUAGGGUGAUUGUCAAGGUCAUAUCCUCCUCACCUUUUACCCAUUCAGACAACAUUCCGUUUUCUUCAUGUUCCUGUUGUCUUCAGUGAUGCUGUUGUUUUUAUUUCUUCUUCGUAGGGUAUGAGCAGGGGAGAACAUGUGUCAUGGCACACAUGUGGUUGGAGGACAACCUUGUGACAGAGUUAGCUCUAACCCUUUCCAUAGGUUCUGGGCAGGCUGCCCCAGCAAAGCACUUUUACCGAGUGAGCUCCCUUCUCCCAGACCCUUCUCUGAUACUCUUCUAAAGAAUGCAAUAGAGUUGAGUAUGGUUGCGAAUGUCUUUAGUCCUAGCACUGGGAGACAGAGGCAGGUGGACUCUGUGAGUUCCAGGCCAACCAAGGCUACAAAGUGUGAUUGAAUCUCAAAAAAAAAAAAAAAAAA
Messenger RNA from Psammomys obesus (fat sand rat), 4062 nucleotides. RefSeq names its product extended synaptotagmin 3 (gene Esyt3). Gene Ontology annotation, molecular function: lipid binding. The transcript is spliced from 23 exons. The record is from RefSeq and is a predicted model, not a curated record. Gene Ontology annotation, biological process: lipid transport. Lineage: Eukaryota; Metazoa; Chordata; Mammalia; Rodentia; Muridae. The coding region runs from base 133 to 2805 and encodes 890 amino acids.